Messenger RNA from Arachis duranensis, 4915 nucleotides. RefSeq names its product DNA glycosylase/AP lyase ROS1. Gene Ontology annotation, molecular function: DNA demethylase activity; 4 iron, 4 sulfur cluster binding; DNA N-glycosylase activity. NCBI's taxonomy places the organism in Eukaryota, Viridiplantae, Streptophyta, Magnoliopsida, Fabales, Fabaceae. Bases 303 to 4820 code for a protein of 1505 amino acids. The transcript is spliced from 21 exons. The record is from RefSeq and is a predicted model, not a curated record. Gene Ontology annotation, biological process: base-excision repair.
CUACAUGUUAAUUACUGUGAUGUUGCUCCUAUAAACGUGAUAUAUAGAUUUCCAGCAUUGACUCACUGUAACUACCGUUAGCACGAAUCUCUCCUCUUUUUUCUGGUAUUCCUUUCUCUGGUUAGCUUUUGGUUAACUAGUUGGUAAAACAACAGAAGAAAUUUAAUUCAAGCAGACGAAGCGGAAGUUUCAAAGGAAGCAAUAAUCAGUCACUAUCGUUUUCAUUUUCACUCAGGAACACACUUUUCUUCCCCAUUUACAAAAUACCCCCAGUUGUUUAGAAAAAGAUUGAGGAAUUAAGAAUGGAUAUCAGAGAAAUGAAUAAUAAAAAAGAUCAACAAGUUGAGACUCGUUGGGUUCCCACUACUCCCAUAAAACCCAUUCUUCAAACAAUGCCGAUCUACGCACCAGAACAGGAAGAUCAGCCCCAGAUACCCACUCAUGGUGAUGGAGCAGUUGCAUGUUCCAAAUUCACAAGUUUUAUGGAAAGGUCCUGUAUUGGGUCAGUAAAUGAAGGUAGAAUGAAAAACAUUGUUGGUGAAAAUAGUGAAGCUUGUGCAAAGACAGUAUCUGGUGAUCUUCCUGGACUUGGUCAUAUGAGUUUUUCUCAACUUAUAGCGACCAUGCAAGAGAAUGCAACAUCAGCUAAUUUGAAUGCAACCCAAUCAGGCAAUGGAUCGAUGAAUCCAGCUUUUUCUUCAUUGGAUUCACAGAUCAACUACAACAGAGCAGCCAUGAAUAACACUGGAAAUCUUCAGGGCACAUCGUCAGUUGGUUGCUCACAAAUUGCAUCAUUGUCAAUGAAUAUGGAAAAAAAUAAUCCUGCCGAAGAAUUUGAUGUUGCUUGCACACCAGUAAAGAUGGAUGCCAUCCAGAUAGAAAACACACCACAAUCAAAACAAAAGAGAAGAAAGCACCGUCCCAAGGUCAUUGUAGAAGGCAAGCCAAAACGAACUCGAAAGCUAGCUGAAGAAAAGAAUGUUCAGCUCAAAGAAAAUUCAACUGGCAAAAGAAAAUACGUGAGAAGAAAAGGAAUAAACAAGACCCCUACUACUCCAGCAGAAGAAACAAUUAAAGACUUGACGCCAGACUCUACAAAAAAGUCUUGUAAAAAGACUUUAUUUGAUGGAUUUACUGGCACUGAAAAUGCAACAGCAGAAGGGACAGCAAGUUGUGACAAAGAAGCACAAGAUCCGUCGCAAAGCAAUCCUCCCGUAGCACAACCAAUAGAAAAGACGAUCAAGAAGAGGGGUCGGAAGAAGAAAACGCCCAACAUGUCUUAUCCAACAGAGACCACAGUAGAAUUCAGUGAAGCAUUAAGACGUGGACCUAACACAAGAUCAAGAAGUAAUAAGAAAUCCAAAGAAGAAAGCUCUACAAGUGGAAAUUUUUACAUAGAAUUACCCAUCGGCACACAAGAUCAUAACACAUCCGCUAAGAGGAUGAGAUAUAGCAGAACAAAUGCAACAAAUAAGGUAUCAUAUGAUCAUGAGCGAUCAACUGAAGAUAUCAAAACGUCAAGUAUAUUUUCUCCAGAAAGCACUUCGCAGGAGACAAAGCCCAUUGUCAAUUGCAGCUUUGAAGAUAACAAAAACAAAAGAGAUCAGACAACUGAAAAUGCAGAGAGUCCAAAUACGAGUGGCAGGAAUAUCAUUGGGGUACAUCAUAAUGAUUUGUCUUUGUACAGAACGAAAUCUAAAACAGCGAGUACUUCUGCCGCAACUAAUCAAAAUGAAGUAGAAAUGACAAUUUCUCCGCAAGAUGCGCGCAGACUUGAUUACGCAUCCAAUUCUGACAACUCUGAAUGUAAUUCUGAUUUUUACAAGUUCAUCUCAAUGGUGCGAAGUUUGGAAGCAGUGGACAAAUCAUUAGAUAUUUCUGAUGUAGAUGCUAUAACAAAGCAAUUUAAAAAAUUGAAAAUCAAAACACAAGAGGAUGCAAUAAUAAGGUAUAAACAAAAAAAACAAAAACAAAAGCAAAAGCGUCUUGAUGGCGCCAUCAUUCCGUUUGAAGGCCAAGUUGUUCCUUUCAAGAAACAAUAUCCACGCGCUAGGGUUAACCUUGAUGAAGAAACUAAUAGAGUGUGGAAGCUUUUGAUGUUGGAUAUAAACAGCCAUGGAAUUGAUGGAGAAGAUGAAGACAAGUCCAAAUGGUGGGAAGAAGAGCGAAAUGUAUUUCGAGGGAGGGCAGACUCGUUUAUUGCAAAAAUGCAUCGUGUACAAGGAGACAGACGCUUCUCUCGCUGGAAAGGAUCAGUGGUGGAUUCGGUGGUGGGGGUCUUCCUCACCCAAAAUGUCUCAGACCAUCUCUCAAGUUCUGCAUUCAUGGCCCUGGCGGCUCGAUUCCCUAACAAAUCACAAGUGAAUGUUGGGGCGCCAGUAGAGAUCUCAGAGGGGGAUGCGCCGUUGAAUCCACCCGUUCAUGACGCCACUGAGCAUUCUGGACACAAGAUAACACAGUGGAGUGUCCCAGAAAUGACUCAGAGAACGGGGUUUAAUGAUAUGGUGGCAUCCCGAAGCUCUGGGGUUUCCCAAACUGGCGAAGCUUCAAAUGGGCAGAACGAUGAGAAGAUGGGAUCCUGUUCGGGGGGCCACUCAGAAGUGGAGAAGAACACUUCUGUCAAUAUCACCCAGCAGGCAGAAAAUUCAACCAAGGUUCAGGAAGAAGCUGACACAAAAAGAGAUGAAGCAACUGAGAAGCUAACAUCUGGGGACCUGAAGAAUGGCAGCCCCAAAGAAAAUAGUCAGGUCCCCCUCAGAGCAUCCACCUUCCCAACCCAGGAAUCCGUCCUCAGCUCAGAAAAUGAAAAGAGCAUGCCUUGCUGCCCAGACAACGGAGCUGAAAUGUCUCAAAGGUCUCACUCUCAAAGGAUUGUGGCUCCAGCACAGGCAACUGCUGGUGCCCACAAAAGUGAAGCAAGCAAUGAGGCCCGAGAGACAAGUUCAGCAAAAAAAGACAGCAAGGGCAAAGGAAAAGAGCAAAAGGACGAAAUCAACUGGGAUAGCUUGCGAACAGCCGCGCAAGCUAUAGCAGGGAAGAGAGAGAAGACAUGGAACACCAUGGAUUCUCUCGACUGGGAUGCUGUGAGAUGUGCAGAUGUUAGCACAAUCUCAGAUGCGAUCAAAGAAAGGGGCAUGAACAACAGGCUCGCUGAACGCAUUCAGCUCUUCCUGAAUCGGCUGGUUGAAGAUCACGGUGAUAUUGACCUAGAGUGGCUGAGAGACGUCGCCCCGGACAAAGCAAAGGAGUUUCUGCUCAGUAUAAAGGGACUGGGACUGAAAAGUGUGGAGUGUGUGAGGCUCCUAACCCUGCACCACCUUGCCUUUCCUGUGGAUACCAAUGUUGGAAGAAUAGCAGUAAGACUUGGAUGGGUACCGCUGCAGCCACUUCCUGAGACACUACAGUUGCACCUCCUGGAACUGUACCCCAUUUUGGAGACCGUACAAAAAUAUCUGUGGCCUCGUCUGUGCAAACUAGAUCAAAAAACAUUAUACGAGCUACAUUACCAGAUGAUUACAUUUGGAAAGGUCUUCUGCACAAAACACAAACCAAAUUGCAAUGCAUGUCCAUUGAAAGGGGAGUGUAGACACUUUGCUAGUGCUUUUGCAAGUGCAAGACUUGCCUUACCAGGGCCAGCGCAGACAAGUAUAGUCAGUACCUCCGGAAACAAUCCGACAGAUCAGAAUCCAACGGAUCAAAAUCCGAUGGAUCAGAACCCGAUGGAUCAGAAUCCGGCGGUAAACAUCGCUCAGUUGCACUUGCCCCUUCUUGAGAAUCCAAACCAAGGAGCAGAAAUUCUACAAGCAGAAGUUGCCAAACAGCUAAAAUCAAUAUCUGAAAAGAAUAUCUGCCAUCCUAUUAUUGAAGAGCCAACAACCCCAGAGGCAGAAUGCUCACAAGUACCAAUUCAUGAUAUUGAGGAUGCCUUCUGGGAGCCACGGGAAAUUCCUCCCAUCGACCUUGAUCUAGAGGAGUUUACCCUGAAUUUAAAAAAUUAUAUGCAAGGAAAUAUGGAACUUCAAGAAGCGGAAAUGUCAAGGGCAUUGGUAGCUUUGACUCCAAAAGCUGCUAACAUUCCUAUGCCUAAGUUAAAGAAUGUGAACCGAUUACGGACAGAGCAUUGCGUUUAUGAACUCCCAGAUACGCAUCCUCUUCUGGAAGGGUGGGACAAACGAGAGGCAGAUGAUCCAGGCAAAUAUCUUCUUGCUAUAUGGGCUCCAGGGGAGACAGCAAAUUCUAUACAACCACCUGAAAGAAAAUGCAGCUAUCAAGAAAGUGGCCAACUCUGUAAUGAGAAAGAAUGCCUUUCCUGCAACAGUGUUCGGGAAGCAGAUUCGCAAACAGUUAGAGGGACAAUCCUGAUACCGUGUCGAACAGCUAUGCGAGGAAGAUUUCCGCUAAAUGGCACCUAUUUCCAAGUCAAUGAGGUAUUUGCUGACCAUGAAUCGAGUAAAAAUCCAAUCAGCGUUCCGCGAAGUUGGAUCUGGAACCUGAACAGGCGAACAGUAUAUUUUGGAACCUCUGUAACAUCAAUAUUUAAAGGUUUAACAACGCCUGAAAUUCAACAAUGCUUCUGGAGAGGGUAUGUCUGUGUGCGGGGAUUUGAUAGAGCAACUCGAGCACCGCGUCCUCUAAAAGCGAGACUGCAUUUCCCAGCAAGCAAGAUGGAGAAGGCCACAGGGACUACAAGGAAAAAGUCAACUGCCACAAAAUCAGAAGGGGCAAAAACAAACCCAGAACAACCAGAAGUGGUUUCUGGGAGCCAAAGUCUUCAGGAGGGGGGAAAACCCAAAGAAAAUCCAUCCUUGUUCAUGUCAUAAUUAUCUUGUUCUGUAAAACUUAUCUUGUUCUGUAAAAUAUAUGUACCAACAGUGACAAUUUUCUUUGUUUAAUGAACUUUAACAUGUUUCUGUCA